CCUUUAGGUCCUGAUCACUUUAGUUCCAAGAGUCUCGCUCUGCAAGCCCAGAAGAAGAUUUUGAGCAAGAUGGCAAGCAAGACGAUGGCCAACAUGCUGAUUGACGACACCAGCAGCGAAAUCUUCGACGAGCUGUACAAAGUGACCAUCGAGCACAUGAAAAGCAAGAAAGAAGCCCACAAAAUUAUGAAAGACUUGAUCAAAGUCGCCAUCAAGAUUGGGAUUCUCUACCGAAACAACCAAUUCAAUGCGGACGAGCUGGAGAUCGUUGAGAAAUUCCGCAAGAAGCUGAAUCAGGCAGCCAUGACAUUGGUCAGUUUUUACGAAGUGGACUUCACCUUUGAUAAGAAUGUUCUUUCGGGACUGUUGAACGAGUGCAAGGAUCUCGUCCACGAACUUGUAGAGCGGCACCUGACAGCCAGGUCUCACGCACGGAUCAACCAUGUCUUUGAUCACUUUGCAGCCGUUGAAUUCCUCACGUCUCUCUACAACCUGGAUGGUGAAGGCCGCCCCCACCUCAAAAAGAUUUGCGAUGGGAUCAACAAACUACUUGACGAGAAGAUCCUCUGA
This is a messenger RNA of Protobothrops mucrosquamatus (brown spotted pit viper), 570 nucleotides long. It is a transcript of the gene TNFAIP8L3, whose product is annotated as TNF alpha induced protein 8 like 3. The coding region runs from base 70 to 570 and encodes 166 amino acids. The transcript has a single exon. Gene Ontology annotation, biological process: regulation of apoptotic process. Gene Ontology annotation, cellular component: cytoplasm. The record is from RefSeq and is a predicted model, not a curated record. NCBI's taxonomy places the organism in Eukaryota, Metazoa, Chordata, Lepidosauria, Squamata, Viperidae.